AUGGUGGUUAUUGAUGAUGGAUGUGGUCAUGAUGAUGGUGUCGGUUGUCCUGGUAGUGGUGCUGCUGGUUGUGGUGGUGAUGAUGGUGGUGCUGGUGAUUAUGAUGGUUAUGAUGGUGGUUGUUAUGAUGGCGCUGGUCCUCGUGGUACAAGUGGUGGUGGUCGUGGUAGUGGUGCUGGUGGAUGUCAUGAUGGUGCUGGUGGAUGUGGUGCUGAUGCUGUUGGAGGUGGUGCUGGUGGUGGUGGUUAUGGUAUUGGUGCUGGUGUGUUCAUGAUGGUGCUGGUGGAUGGGUUGCUGAUGCUGGUGGAGGUGAUGCUGGUGGAGGUGGUGCUGGUGGUGGUCAUGAUGGUGGUUGUGCUGGAGGAUGAUCUGGUGGUGGUGGUGCUGGUGAUGAUGAUAGUGGUGCUGGGGCUACAAUGGCAGUCUUGUUCCCACUGGAUGAUUGUGUAUUUGAUAGGAAGUGUUCAACCAGUCAACAGGAAGAGAUGA
This is a messenger RNA of Mya arenaria, 489 nucleotides long. RefSeq names its product loricrin-like. The record is from RefSeq and is a predicted model, not a curated record. The transcript has 2 exons. Bases 1 to 489 code for a protein of 162 amino acids. NCBI's taxonomy places the organism in Eukaryota, Metazoa, Mollusca, Bivalvia, Myida, Myidae.